Molecule: messenger RNA, 4860 nt
Organism: Scophthalmus maximus (turbot)
Lineage: Eukaryota; Metazoa; Chordata; Actinopteri; Pleuronectiformes; Scophthalmidae
Gene: uspl1
Product: ubiquitin specific peptidase like 1
Exons: 8
Coding region: 623-3997 (1124 amino acids)
Biological process (GO): Cajal body organization; protein desumoylation
Cellular component (GO): Cajal body
Molecular function (GO): SUMO binding
Source: RefSeq, a predicted model, not a curated record
UGCCAGGUUGCGGUGACAUGGUAUUGUUUUUUGAAUGGCACGGGACAGCUGUGGACCAGAAGAGCAGUGCUGGUUUGCCAAUGACUGGUGAAGACACUGGUUUGGGGGCUUUGGCCUCACCGCUGGCGGGGUAUUCGGGAAAAGUCAGUAGAGCUCUUGCUUUCCUCACUGUGGUCACUUGCGCAAAGCUGAAUUAAAUUUGAAAAAUACUGUGAUUGGGCAGUACCUAUCCAAAUUAUAAAAACAAACAAAAAAAAAAACACCAAUGGAAAUCUUUGGUAGUAAAAGGCGAAAGUUUUUGGGAGGGCUUGAGGCCCAAAAUGAUGUGGAGUGUCAAAGGUUGGCAUAUGUAUUACAUAUUGUUAUACGAGACAUGCUUCAUGAAAAUUUAGUCAGAGGUUAUUUGAAAUAGAAGAAUGUUUUACCAUUCCUGCUUUCUUUUGUUUCAUGUACUUUUAUGCAAAUUUGACACCAGAAGCUGUGGAAUUCCUAUUCACACACAAGCGAUGCUGUCUAACUAGUGCCUCACCUCUGACAAAUCUGAGGCCACAAAAAACAACAAAUAUCGAAAAACAUAAAUUUGACCUGAAAGUUAUUCUCAGCACUUCUUGCCCUUACAUGUAUGCUCCACUUCUGCAAGGUUCAGGAAAGAGCUGCUUCACUGGAGCAUUGUCCCUGGUGUACUUCAAAGGGCUUAACCUAUGCUCUGCGCUCUUACCGCAUCAACCUCCAGGAGUCAAUCACCCUCUGCACAAACCCUCAGUGCAUUUUCCCUCUGGUCAGCCGCCCCUUGCAGGAUGUUUUGGCCAGCUUGGACCCUGCGGAGCCCAGUGUUGGGAACAAAAGAAAUUAUCCCUUGCCACUGGAAAAGGAAGAGUCGAUUAAACAGUCACCCAAACGCCUGCGAUCAAGCGAGCUUGACAGUUUUGGGACGCAAAGUUUCACUGACACGCUUAUCUGCCAGGCAGAGCUUUGUGUGGAAAACACCGUCAGCAAUGGCCAACAACAUGCAGCACCCAAGGCAGAUGGUGAAAAGGACAACGGAUUCAACGGGGUCUUUGAUCAUCCGGUUCCAGAGACAACAGAAGGGGGAUCACUACAAGAUGAGGAGUUUGUUCUGUGGAAGGAACCGGAUGACAUUGCUCUUCCAGAAGGUUUUGCUGGUGGGGAUGUGCCGGCGCUCUCUCCUCACUGUGGUGCUCUCGGUAUGUCCGAGGCAGAGGAAGACUCCAGGCAGGUGAAGAGUCUUCCUGAGCUGCUGAACAGACGGUGCAGUCUGGCCUCCAAUCAGUCCAUCUCCACAAAUGGGGACAUUUAUUCAACUGCAAUCAAUAGUCGAUCGCCUCAGCUCAGUGAGCAGACGGCCGCGACGGAACAAAAACCACUUCCUGCAGAUGUCACCACAUGUGAGGACAAAGCGGACAUUGAGUCCGAAACUGUGGAUUUUUCUUCUACGCCAGUCACGGACUCAGACGAGCUUGUGUCUGUCCCAAAUCAGCUGUCCUGGUGGAACAGGGACAACCUGUGUUGGCUGGACUCGCUGCUCACCGCUCUAGUAAACUGUAAGAGCUUGAGGAAGUGUAAACCUCCAGACGAGCCCCAGCAGUCUUCUGUCUGGCAGCUGAUGAGAGCGUAUGAGGACAUUUGUGCUGCUACUCAAGUCCAUCAACAGACCGGCAGAGAUGGCGUGGUCAGGGUGCCAAAUCAUGUGCUUCAAAAGGCCAGUGCUGACCUUCACAGUCUCAGGAUGUCGGUCUUCAAACUACUGAAGCCCAAGCUGCACUGUAAGCUGGGUAAAAGGGAAACGCCCGUAUUUGCCAUGCCACUUCUGCUUGCGAUGGACUCCUGGGCGGAGCCUCUCUUCAGAUUGACCUUUCAGUGGGAGUUCAGGUGCAGUGAAUGCGGAGCUGUUUCAAAUGAAAGGUUCAUGAAAACUCUUCCCACCUUCACAAAUAUUGUGCGCGACUGGCGCCCACUUCACGCAGUCCACCUGGCCCCAUGCAACGUCUGCUGCAGAAAGAAUCAGAUGAGGACUAUGAUGCUGGAGAGUGUGCCUCCAGUGUUUGUGCUGCACUUUGUUGAGGGGCUUCCUGACGACGACGUCAGACUCUACACCUUCAACUUCAAGGGGAGACGCUACUCGGUCACCACAGUCAUACAGUACGACCAGCAACUGAAGCACUUUGUCACCUGGGUCUGUCAGUCUGACGGCUCAUGGCUGGAAUAUGACGACUUGAAACAUCCUGACUGUGAGACCCACGAGAAACUCCCGGUCCCCGCCCAGGAGAUGCACAUCGUCUUCUGGGAAGUGGAGGAGGAGAAAGUGCCUCGUCUCUGUUCUCCCUCCAGCACUUUCUCUGACUCUUUUCCAUCUAAAACCGACUUGAACCUUGGUCUAAGUGACAAAGCCUUAGCAGCAGAUGAGGUGUCAGCUUGCUCUCCCGAUCAGUCUCUUCUCGCGUCUCACAAUGACAUUCUCUGUGCGCUCUCAGUAUCUGAUGGCGGCGGCAACAUCAUGGAAACAACCGUUGCGGCCGAUGCGUCGAUAGGCUCCACAACGCUGCUCGACACCUUCGAGGGCCUCAGUCAUAACGACAUCAUCACGCUCACACUGGUUGAACUAAAGCCCGAUUCAGAAAUGACGCCUGUAGAUGACAGCGAGCCGACAUGGGAUUCCACAAAGAAAGACGUUUCACCGGACAGCUCCUCCACUGUAAUGGACAGUGUUGUGUGUCACGGCCCCGAUGCUGCUGUUCCCACCACCACCAUCACCUGCUCAUCCGACCCUGCAUCUGGGGACAGCUCGUCCAGCGAUCCGACAUUUGUGCCCGGUGCCAGGAGAGGCAGAGGGAGAGGGAGAGGAACUGGCAGAGGCAAAACUGUUGGUCGACAAAAAGAUAAAAAAGCAGCCUCAUCAAUGGCCACUCCACGUUUUUCACCACCUGUGUCCUCGGAAGUGAUCCGUGACAAACCCGUGGGUGCUGCUGUUCAAGACAACACGCCUCCCUCGAUUUCCCCUGAGGCCUCCUCCCUGCCCACCGCUCAGAAUAGUCCCACGAGACCGACACAAGAUGAGAACGCUCGCUGGUCCUUCCUUAUCAGCAGACACCCACUAAACCAUGAUCAAAAGUUCACUGUAAAACCCGCCCCCACCCGCACACCCGUCUCAGCCACACAAGUGAAGCACAUUCCCACCACUCACUCUACCCCCAACCCUGUGAGAAGACAGCAGAUUCCUGGGGAACUCUUCCCCAGACCACAGCUCAGGACGGAGGAGAGCGCGGGUCUGCCGCUGAAAGCCGCAGAAAUGUACGGCGGAUUCAGCGCCAAGAGCUCGAGCACACCAUCGCCCGCCCUCCUCAGCGGCAGGUCAAAGCCGUUUCCACCCAUCACUUCUCACAACCAAAAACCGCUGACAAACACAACAGCGGCGUCUCGUUCAUUACUCCCCACUCCCAACGCAAACAGACACCCCGAGAUCUCCUCCUCCAAGAAUCGGAGCAGCCGGUCUCCGAAUCUUCCUCCGGGUCUCAGCACCACUGAUGUCCUCAGGUACAAGUUGUUGAAGAAACUGAAGGCAAAGAAGAAGAAGCUCGCCAAGCUGAACGAAGUGUUGGGUCAUCAGGGGGAAGCGAGCCUCCGACCAGAGAGCACUGACCUGACCUCUCCUAACACGGUAACCUCCACUACCUACGAUGGCUCCAUCUGCGAUGACCUGCUGUCGGACCUGCUCUCACCGGCCACGACGGCCAGCACCCUGUCGACGGACGGCGCCGACGACGACUACCUGGAGAUGCUCGUCAAAGGAGGAGUCAACCAGUUCGACUGUGGGGUCAAUGCCGUCGGCGCAGCGUCACAAACCAACACUUGUGUGAACUCUGAAAUCUUCAUGGAUGAGUUUUUCUCUCAGGCUUCAGCUCAGGGGCCGCCCGAGAUGGACAGCGAUGUUAACGUUGACUUUCUGCUGUGCGACAGCUAUGCAAAAUUUUCUUUGUGACAAUGUGCAAUUCAUCUAUCAGCAGGGAUGUAUUAUUACAGCCAGUUUUCUUAAGUUAUUGAAUUCUCCUUCGUUGUUCUGUUAAGUUAGUUUGGUUUACUUAUUCUCUUUAGCCUCUCUGGCACUAACGGGCAUCACAUAAUAUUAAAGACCACACACACAUGUACACGUCCAACUGGUUUGAACUUUUCAAAUUCAAAGAAACAACUGCAAAGUGUAAUAUCUCUGUUUACUAUAGUUGAGAUGGACAGAUGGAACGUCUGGUCCUCUGUUUGAAUAUGUAACAUGUUGAGGAAAAAAAAAUUGAGGCAUUUUUGAUCACUUAAAAAAGGGACAGUUAAUUCCCACAGUUUCUAUCAGUAUCAGUUUGAUAGUUAUUCCUUAAAUCACAAUCAAUACGACCAACUGUGCUUUCAAAGUAAGUAGAAGAAUCAAUCAAUAUAAUGUCAUUACGAAUGUUGAUUGCCCUUAAGGGGGGUUAAAAACGGUACAACACACAAUCCAAACUAACUACCUACAAUGAUUCAAAUGCGGGGAUUGUCAAAUUGAAGUAGUGAGAUCUCUUGGUGUGUGUGUGUAUAUAUAUAUAUAUUGCUUAAAAUUUAAAUAACUUCAUGAAGUUUGUAUAUGUGUCAACAAUGUUGGCGAUUGGUAUGUCGAAUUUGCAAACUGCAUCUUGGAAUGUUUUUCUGCGAGUUUGGCACCUGUGUAGUUUUGUAUAUACUGUGUUUGAAAGAAGCCAUCAAGUUUGCAGCCAAAGCUGUCGGAAUGCUCUGUUAUUUUAUUUUGAUCAACUACUUGAGAAAUCUUGUGCAAGAUGUUCCUUUUUUUUAAGUAUCAUUUAAUAAAUACUGUAAAAUUUA